GAAAAGAAUAAACAAUUUUCAGAUACAUCUUGUCAAGAAGAAAAGUCUGUCAUGAUUGACCGUCUGAUUGAUGUCUCUGCAGAAAUUAUUGACUCAAUAUGGUCAAAGAAACAAAAACCAACCUCUAAAAUCAUCAUGCCCACCAAUGAAUUUAUACGAGAAAUCAUUCAACGAUCAAGAGCCACUUAUUCUAUGCUUCGACUUGCCCUGUUUUAUAUCUUUCGUAUUCGCAACUUAAUACCUCAAAGCACACAUUGUAUUGUAUGUUGCGGAAGACGUAUGUUUCUUGCUGCUCUUAUGCUUGCCUCAAAGUACCUUCAUGACAGGAAUUAUCGGAAUAGAACGUGGGCUAAAAUUGCUAAUUUAGAUGUAGCGGAAAUCUCUGCUUCAGAAUUUGUCUUUCUAAAAUUAAUUGACUAUAGACUCUAUGUUUCUAAACUGCUUUAUGAUAGAUGGGUUUUUCUUUUGCAUGAACAUGUC
Gilbertella persicaria is the source of this 480-nucleotide messenger RNA. Its product is annotated as cyclin-domain-containing protein. The annotation marks the transcript as partial. Gene Ontology annotation, molecular function: protein kinase binding; cyclin-dependent protein serine/threonine kinase regulator activity. The transcript has a single exon. Gene Ontology annotation, biological process: regulation of cyclin-dependent protein serine/threonine kinase activity. NCBI's taxonomy places the organism in Eukaryota, Fungi, Mucoromycota, Mucoromycetes, Mucorales, Choanephoraceae. Gene Ontology annotation, cellular component: cyclin-dependent protein kinase holoenzyme complex; nucleus. The record is from RefSeq and is a predicted model, not a curated record.